AUGUUGAAAUUGGAACCCGUACCGGAAAGUACUUUUGGAAUUUAUAUGAUCUUGUAUCACGAAGCGGCUGCCGUUGGUCUACUAGAGACGGUGCUAUUCCACGAGGAUGGUGUUGAGUGCAUAAGCGAGGUCGCUAUCGAUCUCCUACAAUACGCCGUCGAACAAUUGACCACGUUGAUUGUUCUCAUUAAUAACGGUUACAUGAAACCCAUGUCGGUGAAGGAAAUGGAAUGCGAGACCGUUAUCGAUGAGCUCGAGAGGCAGAAGAGGGACCUGCAGUUCGACAUUAGCAUGAGAUGCAUCUCCAUUGUUCGGUAUCUCGCUGAACACAUGGAAGUGUCGGGAUUAGGCGCGUGUAGCGCGACCAAUCUUUACAAAACCAACGAUGUUCCCUCCAUACUUUGUCACUUGCUUCAAUUGGAACCAUGGAGAAGGAUUAAUGACAAAGGGGAUCUACAAGUUUUUAACUAUGGCCGUUGGUCGAGGCCGAGCACUGAAGACUUGACGCGUAUGCACCGCAGCGAGGCGCAACUCUGGCUGUGCUUGCGGCAGCUACUCUUGGAACCGCGCCUUCAGCACUAUUAUGUCAUCGACGAGUGUCGUCGCACGUCCUUCUGUCGUUUGCAAGCUAAGAUGACAGAUGAAAAGAUAGAUCAAAUCCCGCCAUUGGGGGAACUUAAACAUUUGCUCUGUCAAAUGGCCAUUGGUGAUUAUUCAAGUUUGCAUAACCGCGGGAACGGCGUUAAGAAUCCCGGUUGUGCCGUUAUUGAAGUUGUACCACAGAUCAAAGAGGCGUUCCUGCGCGGCGUGCACAAGAGGAGGAAGGCGUUAGCCGCGGCGCAGCUGGAGCGGUGCCACGUGGACGGCUCGGAGGAGUCGCGCCGGAGCGCGAGGCGGCUGCUCGACUCGUACGCCAGCGAGGCCGCUUUGGCGAUGGACGGCGGCGGCGCGAGGUGCGCUCGUUGCGGCGACAGGGCGGCCAAGAAGUGCUCGCGGUGCAAGACCGAGUGGUAUUGCGGGAGG
Molecule: messenger RNA, 1023 nt
Organism: Iphiclides podalirius (scarce swallowtail)
Lineage: Eukaryota; Metazoa; Arthropoda; Insecta; Lepidoptera; Papilionidae
Source: the annotation of a GenBank genome assembly